Racocetra persica is the source of this 120-nucleotide messenger RNA. NCBI's taxonomy places the organism in Eukaryota, Fungi, Glomeromycota, Glomeromycetes, Diversisporales, Gigasporaceae. The record is from the annotation of a GenBank genome assembly.
AUGAGCACAUUUGAUACGGACUUAAAUAUUAAUAUAGACUUAGACAUUAUUAAAAGCACGUUAGAUGUAAUUGGAGCUAUCAGAGAUGCAGCUCAACCAUACUUACCUCUAAUUUCAACA